Molecule: messenger RNA, 654 nt
Organism: Pecten maximus
Lineage: Eukaryota; Metazoa; Mollusca; Bivalvia; Pectinida; Pectinidae
Product: prisilkin-39-like
Exons: 1
Coding region: 1-654 (217 amino acids)
Source: RefSeq, a predicted model, not a curated record
AUGGUGGGGUACAUACCUAAAUCUGAGAGUGGCGGUAUGGUGGGGUACAUACCUAACACUGAGAGUGGCGGUAUGGUGGAGUACAUACCUAAAGCUGAGAGUGGCGGUAUGGUGGGGUAUAUACCUAAAGCUGAGAGUGGCGGUAUGGUAGAGUACAUACCUAAAGCUGAGAGUGGCGGUAUGGUGGAGUACAUACCUAAAGCUGAGAGUGGCGGUAUGGUGGGGUACAUACCUAAAGCUGAGAGUGGCGGUAUGGUGGGGUACAUACCUAACACUGAGAGUGGCGGUAUGGCGAGGUACAUACCUAAAGCUGAAAGUGGCGGUAUGGUGGGGUACAUACCCAAAGCUGAGAGUGGCGGUAUAGUGGGGUACAUACCUAAAGCUGAGAGUGGCGGUAUGGUGGGGUACAUACCUAAAGCUGAGAGUGGCGUUAUGGCGAGGUACAUACCUAAAGCUGAGAGUGGCGGUAUGGUGGGGUACAUACCUAAAGCUGAGAGUGGCGGUAUGGCGAGGUACAUACCUAAAUCUGAGAGUGGCGGUAUGGUGGAGUACAUACAUAAAGCUGAGAGUGGCGGUAUGGUGGGGUACAUACUUAAAGCUGAGAGCGGCGGUAUGGUGGGGUACAUACCUAAAGUUGAGAGUGGCGGUAUGUAG